AUGUGGAUCUCCAUAUUCCUUCAACUUUUAGUCGGAGUUCAAGUCUCUGUCUACUACAUGUCAAUGUGGCCCUAUCUACAAAAGUCUAACCCACUCUACGGGUACUGGAAUCAACGUACAAUGUCUGUGAAGACUCCUGUAAUCAUUGGGUUUCUCAUAGCUGCAGUUGCUCAAACAUGGUACGGACUCCUUUCCCUAUUCCCACAUGCCAAAUGGUUCAUGCUAGCUGCUCGAGUGAUGACUGGCCUCGGAGUAGGAAAUAUUGCUGCAUUGAGAAUCUACGCAGCGACUGCAUCUACACCUAAAGAUAGAAUGAAAGCAAUAUCUUAUGGAACUGGAGGAUUCGUUUUGGGUAUCUCGUUUGGACCAGUGCUGUCGGCCUUUUUCACACCAUUAGGAGAAAAUGGGUGGAAGCUCGGCGCAAUCUACAUCAAUAUGUUCACAGUAGUGUCUUUCUUGAUGACUGUUGUCUGUUUGGCUGCAUGUGUGAUUGUUCAAAUUUUCUUCAAGGAAAAUUAUGUGGGAAUUAUUGAAGAGAAUGAGCCGGGGUCCGAAUCGAAUGUGGUGAUCCCUAAGUAUGAUUUGAUUGGAGCACUGAUAUGUAUCUACUUGUUCAUGAUUGUCAAUAUCAUUGCGACUAAUAUUGAAGUAAUGUCUACACCCCUGACUACUGUUCUGUACGACUGGAAAGAUAGUCAAUCCAUCCUUUACAACGGAAUCGCUCUCUGUUGCUGCUGCAUUGUCUCCGUCGCUCUCAACAUCAUCCUUGGAUCAACUCGCCUCGGAAAACUGUGA
This is a messenger RNA of Caenorhabditis remanei, 795 nucleotides long. RefSeq lists its product as uncharacterized. Bases 1 to 795 code for a protein of 264 amino acids. The record is from RefSeq and is a predicted model, not a curated record. Gene Ontology annotation, molecular function: transmembrane transporter activity. Gene Ontology annotation, cellular component: lysosomal membrane. The transcript has 5 exons. NCBI's taxonomy places the organism in Eukaryota, Metazoa, Nematoda, Chromadorea, Rhabditida, Rhabditidae. Gene Ontology annotation, biological process: transmembrane transport.